AUGGAUAACAAAACCUUCGUAUCGGAUUCUCUGAUCCGCUUGACAGGCGCAUCCGACCCUAUAUCCGUGGACUUCGUGCUUGCCGAAGCCAGCUCCUCCAAGUCUGCAUCCUCCCUCCAAGACAAACUGCUUUCCUUCCUUGAUGGCAGUCCAGAUGAGAUUGGCGCAUUCUGUAGCCAGCUUUUUUCGCGCGCGGGGAAAGCACCACCUCCCAAUGCCUCGUCUAGCCAAAGCACAGCAAGCAAGGCAUCUACGAAAAAAAAAUACAGCAUGGUGGAUAUGGGCGAAGAGCUUGAUCAGGAGCCGGGCUUAGGCCCUGUCAAUGUCGAGGCCGAGCGCGACCGACGAAGGCGCCGGGAUAAGGAGCGAGAAAGUGAUAGAGACCGAGGCAGGACUAAGAAAGAUGCCGAGUCAAAUAGUCGUUGGGAGACAGACGACAACCGAAAACGAGACCGCAGCCGCGACGCCGAGAGUCGCGACCGUCCACGAUCAAAGAAGGUGCGGAAGAAGGAUUCAGACUUCGACAAUCGGUGGGGCGACGAGGAGAUGCCAGAGGAUGAAAUAUACUCCGACACAGCCCAAGACGAAUUUGCAGAGUCGGCCUCAAAACGCACGAGGCUUGAAGAUGGAUCAGCUUCCCCACGCUCCCCAUCGCCAGCCGACGAUAUUGAUCCACAAACCAAACAGGAGAUUGAUCGCCAACGUGAUCUCCGCGAGAGAGAUGAAUUCGCGAAGCGAUUGGCCAAGAAGGACGAUAAGAAAUCCAAAAAGAUUGUAGAGGACAUGACCCGGGAUGGAGAAGCUGCACGUCGUCGCGCUCUGGCUGAUGACGCCGAUGCCAGGGCGGCAGUGAUGCCCGAUUUGCGACUUCGUUCCCGCCAAGAAUAUUUAAAGAAACGUGAAACAGAGCGACUGGCAUUGUUGCGACGUCAGGUUGCCGAAGAGGCUAUUGAAUUGCGCGAAAACCCUAGUCUGACUCGUCGCGAGAAGGAAGAGUUUGCGCGCAACAGAGAGGUUCUACGCAUUGCUGAGGAGCGGCUACGUAUCGAUGACCACCGCGAUGGCUACAUGAUGCCAGAUGACUACAUCACGGAAAAGGGAAAGAUUGAUCGCAAAAAGAAAGAAGAUGCACUCUAUAAGCGAUACGUGGAGCGCGACGAAUCAGGCCAGGAGAAAUUCGUGACAGAGCACGAAGAAUGGGAGCUAGAGCAAUCAGCCAAGGCCAAGGCGCAAAUCAACAAGGCAGAGUUCGUUGAUGAAGGAGACUAUGAGUAUGUCUUUGAUGAUUCACAACAGAUCAACUUCGUCAUGGAUUCCAAGCUCGAGGGCACAGAAAAGCUUUUGACCCAGGAACAACGACGAUUCAAGGAGGAAAUGGAUGCAGCGGAGAAGAAGGCUUUAUCGAUGGAGGAGACGCGGAAGAGUUUGCCUAUUUAUCAGUUCCGUGACCAGAUCAUUCAAGCAGUUGCUGAGCACCAAGUCUUGAUUAUUGUCGGUGAAACUGGUUCCGGAAAGACGACACAAAUCCCACAAUAUCUUCACGAGGCCGGCUACACCAAAGAUGGCCUGAAGAUCGGUUGCACACAGCCACGUCGAGUGGCCGCCAUGAGUGUUGCAGCCCGUGUAGCAGAGGAAAUGGGGUCAAAGAUUGGAAAUGAGGUUGGCUAUGCCAUUCGCUUUGAAGAUAACACCAGCGACAAGACCAUUCUCAAGUACAUGACCGAUGGAAUGCUUUUGCGAGAACUGUUGACAGAGCCCGACCUGAGUCAGUAUUCAGCACUGAUGAUUGAUGAAGCUCACGAGCGGACGGUGCCAACGGAUAUUGCCUGUGGUCUUCUCAAGGACAUUGCUAAAGCGCGACCUGACCUAAAGCUCCUCAUCUCGUCUGCGACAAUGGAUGCACAGAAAUUCCAAAAGUACUUUGAUGAUGCUCCUAUUUUCAACAUUCCUGGCCGGCGAUACCCCGUUGAUGUGCACUACACCUCGCAGCCCGAGGCUAACUACCUGGCAGCCGCCAUCACCACAGUAUUCCAAAUCCACGUCACACAAGGUCAAGGUGAUAUCUUGGUAUUCUUGACCGGUCAAGAGGAAAUUGAGGCUGCCGAGCAGAGUCUCCAGGAAACAGCUCGAAAAUUGGGCAGUAAAAUCCCAGAAAUGAUUAUUUGUCCUAUCUACGCCAAUCUGCCGUCCGAACUGCAGAGUAAGAUUUUCGAACCCACGCCGCCGAAGGCGCGUAAGGUGGUCUUGGCAACAAACAUUGCUGAGACUAGUUUGACCAUUGAUGGCAUUGUCUACGUGAUUGACCCUGGUUUUGUCAAGGAAAAUGUGUUCAAUCCGCGUACCGGUAUGGAGAGUCUGGUGGUGACCCCUUGCUCUCGGGCCUCGGCGAACCAGCGGGCUGGUCGUGCUGGGCGAGUCGGUCCUGGUAAAUGCUUCCGACUUUAUACCAAAUGGGCAUACUAUAAUGAGUUGGAAGAGAACACCACACCAGAGAUCCAGCGGACCAACCUCAACGGAGUGAUUUUGAUGCUGAAAUCCUUGGGUAUUGACCAGCUUCUUGACUUUGACUUUAUGGACCCUCCGCCCGCAGAGACUAUUAUCCGAGCUUUGGAGCAGUUAUACGCGCUUGGAGCUCUUAACGACCGCGGAGACCUGACAAAGGUUGGCCGACAGAUGGCCGAGUUCCCGACGGACCCGAUGCUGGCAAAGGCGAUCCUCGCAUCAGGGCAAUAUGGUUGCGUGGAGGAAGUGCUCUCGAUUGUGUCGAUGCUGAGCGAGGCCAGUGCUCUGUUCUUCCGUCCCAAGGACAAGAAAAUCCAUGCCGAUAGUGCACGCAACCGUUUCACUAUCAAGGAUGGUGGCGAUCACCUGACCCUGCUCAAUAUUUGGAAUCAAUGGGUAGACUCUGACUUUAGUGUUGUAUGGGCCAAGGAGAACUUCCUCCAGCAGCGCAGUCUGACCCGGGCACGCGACGUUCGUGAUCAGCUCGCCAAGCUCUGUGACCGUGUGGAAGUGACUGUCAGCUCCUGUGGUGCUACGAACAUUAUACCCAUCCAAAAGGCCAUUACAUCCGGCUUCUUCCCCAAUGCAGCCCGUCUGCAGCGUGGAGGUGACAGUUACCGCACGAUCAAGAACGGACAGUCCGUGUAUUUACAUCCGUCCAGCACGCUGUUUGAGGUCAACCCACGAUGGGUGAUUUACUUUGAGCUGGUCCUCACCAGCAAAGAGUACAUGCGCAGUAAUAUGCCCCUGCAAGCGGAGUGGUUGGUAGAAGUUGCACCACAUUACUACAAAAAGAAGGAUCUAGAGUCACUAGGAUUGGAUCGCAAAGUGCCCAAGGGGACAGGGGCCACUGGAGAGAAGAGUCGGACAUGA
Molecule: messenger RNA, 3375 nt
Organism: Penicillium verhagenii
Lineage: Eukaryota; Fungi; Ascomycota; Eurotiomycetes; Eurotiales; Aspergillaceae
Product: putative mRNA splicing factor RNA helicase (Cdc28)
Exons: 1
Coding region: 1-3375 (1124 amino acids)
Cellular component (GO): intracellular anatomical structure; catalytic step 2 spliceosome
Molecular function (GO): RNA binding; ATP binding
Source: RefSeq, a predicted model, not a curated record